GGAAGUUACAGACGACUUUACUGUUGGUGUUCAUGAGCACGGCAGGAGUAAACCGGCGAAGACGAUACCGGGGGAAGAAGAGGAGCCGGUGGACGGCGAAAAAACAACGCACGGAAUGAAAUAUAUUGAUGUUUGAUUGUCUAAGUUUUGCUGUCACUCAGUGAAAGUUCCUUAUUCUGAACAUCGUCUUAGCUAGAGCCUGGUGUACAAGCGUUGAAGAGCGCCAUCUAAUUCAGAGGAAGGGAGUCUGUUGUGGCUCUAGUGACCCCGGUGUGUGUGAAGAGUAGUGUGUGACCGUAGUGUGUGAGCAGCUCUCCCUAUGUGUGUCACAAUGGGGGACAUCAGUGACCUGGACCGACAGAUAGAGCAGCUCAGACGCUGUGAGCUCAUUAAAGAAAACGAAGUCAAAGCAUUGUGUGCCAAAGCCAGAGAGAUUCUGGUUGAAGAAAGCAAUGUCCAGAGAGUCGACUCUCCUGUCACAGUGUGUGGUGAUAUACAUGGUCAGUUCUAUGACUUAAAAGAGCUGUUUAGAGUUGGUGGUGAUGUCCCAGAGACAAAUUAUCUCUUCAUGGGUGACUUUGUGGACAGAGGCUUCUACAGUGUGGAGACUUUCCUUCUUCUGCUAGCUCUUAAGGUGCGUUAUCCAGACAGGAUAACCUUGAUCCGGGGAAACCACGAGUCCCGGCAAAUCACCCAGGUGUACGGCUUCUACGACGAGUGCCUCCGCAAGUACGGCUCAGUCACUGUCUGGAGAUACUGCACCGAGAUAUUUGACUACUUGUCCCUCUCUGCUAUCAUUGAUGGCAAGAUCUUCUGUGUGCACGGUGGCUUGUCACCUUCCAUCCAGACACUGGACCAGAUCAGGACCAUUGACAGGAAACAGGAAGUGCCCCACGAUGGGCCCAUGUGUGAUCUCUUGUGGUCAGACCCUGAAGACACCACAGGGUGGGGGGUGAGUCCCAGAGGUGCUGGCUAUUUGUUUGGGAGUGACGUGGUGGCCCAGUUCAACGCCGCCAACGACAUUCAUAUGAUCUGUCGAGCACACCAGCUGGUCAUGGAGGGCUACAAAUGGCACUUCAACGAGACUGUGCUCACUGUGUGGUCAGCACCCAACUACUGCUACAGAUGUGGCAAUGUGGCAGCCAUCCUGGAGCUGGAUGAGCAUCUACAGCGCGAGUUCAUCAUAUUUGAGGCAGCUCCACAAGAGACCAGAGGCAUCCCCUCCAAAAAGCCAGUAGCCGACUAUUUCCUGUGAAGUCUUUGAGAGGACAGCCAUGAUGUGUCGAAAUCUUCAGUACCAUUUCACACCAGCCACCCUCCAUCCUGCUGCCGGGCCGUUCUGUCAGUCUGAACUCAGAGCAGUUAGACAAAACCUGCCAGACCCUGCGAAGCUCCGCACAGCUUCAUCUUGGAAGAGCUGGAUUUUUGCCGCACUGCCAAAGCCUGACAGAGCAGUCACUGUGAAAGGUGUAGGAGGCGAGGUGGAUACUGGGCCCAUGACUGUUGUCACUUCCCCUCAACUAUAUAAGAUGGCCAUUUUGUUUCUCCCCUCAGCCUCCUUCCAUUUCUGUCUGUUCUCCUCCUCCAUCACUUUCUGUAGAUACAACACUCUCCCUCCCUGACUUAACCUCCACCACUCUUGUAG
Messenger RNA from Micropterus dolomieu (smallmouth bass), 1645 nucleotides. Its product is annotated as serine/threonine-protein phosphatase 4 catalytic subunit B. Bases 320 to 1255 code for a protein of 311 amino acids. Gene Ontology annotation, molecular function: protein serine/threonine phosphatase activity. NCBI's taxonomy places the organism in Eukaryota, Metazoa, Chordata, Actinopteri, Centrarchiformes, Centrarchidae. The transcript has 9 exons. Gene Ontology annotation, biological process: peptidyl-serine dephosphorylation; double-strand break repair via homologous recombination. Gene Ontology annotation, cellular component: nucleus; cytoplasm. The record is from RefSeq and is a predicted model, not a curated record.